AUGGCCGACAACGUGGGUAUUACGACAAGAGAACCUGACGAUGAGGUGGUUGCUCUCGCUGAACCGGGACGGGAGGCGGAGAGCUUGGCUGGGCCGCCCAGCAUGGCAAACAGCAUGGACGCCCUCGAGUCCCAGCCCAAGAACAAUGACAAGAGCCCGGAGAAGAGCGCAGAUUCAGGCGCCGAGGACCUCGCAGCACCGAAGCCUGAAGACUUUGAACCUGGCCCUGGUCCAUUCAUUGGCGACAUUGGCGUAUCCUUCCCAGAGCUUAGAGACGACCGAUACAGCCUUUCACUUCUUAUAUACCUCUGGGCUAAUGUGAGGGACUUCGGGAGUGAGAAGCACGUCGAACUCCUCCAGGAACAUAUCAGAAGGGCUUCCAAUCUUCUUCCGUCGGAAUACGGCAGUGCCGAUCAUACUGGUGACAGUGGACCGAGUUCAACAACGAGAAACAAGGGAGACUGCUCCAUUGGCUUCGUUGGCGGCCGCAACUUGAACACUAUAGGAUUCCCAUGA
Molecule: messenger RNA, 516 nt
Organism: Anthostomella pinea
Lineage: Eukaryota; Fungi; Ascomycota; Sordariomycetes; Xylariales; Xylariaceae
Source: the annotation of a GenBank genome assembly